Molecule: messenger RNA, 1080 nt
Organism: Penicillium salamii
Lineage: Eukaryota; Fungi; Ascomycota; Eurotiomycetes; Eurotiales; Aspergillaceae
Source: the annotation of a GenBank genome assembly
AUGUCCGUCACAAAGGCCUCAGUCGUGGAAGAAGCCGGCGUCUCUUCGAUGCCGGCGAAGAAGAGCUUCGGUGCACGAGUAGCAGCCCACUUUAAGAAAUGGUGGUGGGCGCAUUUGAUCGCUUUUAUUAUUGCGCUUUUGGUUAUCAUCCUGCCAGUCGUCUAUGUCGGAUACCCUAAGAUUGCCCAAGAUGCUGUCAAUGAUUCGACUCUUGAUAUCAAGCAGAUGGUGAUCAGUGAUCCAACUCCGGAAACUUUCCACCUCAACCAGACACAGAUUCUCGGCUCUAAGAGCUCCUAUCACCCACAGAUCUAUGAAUUCGAUGCAGAGGUCUCUUUGGGCGGCGCAGAUGCACCUUUUGCGAUGGUGACUGUUCCCGGCGUCAAGUCGAAUGACGGUGCAGAGAUUCACGUGGAUCAACACGUGGAUUUAUCUGAUUCCGAUGCCUUCGGCGACUUUGCUACCGCUGUUAUGAUGAACAAGGAGGUCUCGCUGAAUAUUUACGGCCGACCUGGAUUGAAGGAGGGAAGUCUGCCUAAGACCACAGUCACCUACAACAAGACUGUUUCUAUGAAGGGCCUAAACCAACUUGAGGGAUUUGCCGUCUCCGAAUUCCACAUCAUGAUUCCCUCCGUCAACGGAUACAACAUGAAUGGAACGGUCUUCAUCCCCAACCCCUCCGUCAUGACAAUCACCAUGGUAUUUCUCCUUUUUCCAACCAAUGUGUUUAAGAUACUAACAAAUCAGGGAAAUCUAUCACUCAGCUUAGCCGUGGACGGCAAAUCGAUGGGUACAACCUAUUUGAACGACCUAGUACUCAAGCCAGGCGACAACAAUGUUCCCAUGCUUGCGAAAGUAGACCAAGCCGCAGUGAUUGGCCUGCUCACUUCAAGCGACAAUCCGUACAAAGACGGGAUUGUGCCGUUCGAUAUUUCUGGAAAGUCCAGCUCAUACAAUGGCAAGGAGCUUCCCUACUUCACCAAGGCUCUGUCGGCAAAUAAACUAACCGUCAAGUUGGAUGUUGGUGCUGCGUUGAAGGAGAUCGGGUUGAAUUUGAUCAAGUCGGCUCUAGGUGCUUAG